Messenger RNA from Nothobranchius furzeri (turquoise killifish), 2336 nucleotides. RefSeq names its product glutathione S-transferase, C-terminal domain containing (gene gstcd). NCBI's taxonomy places the organism in Eukaryota, Metazoa, Chordata, Actinopteri, Cyprinodontiformes, Nothobranchiidae. Gene Ontology annotation, cellular component: cytoplasm. The record is from RefSeq and is a predicted model, not a curated record.
CCACGUAUGUUUUCCUUUGCGGUACAUAUUUUGUACAUAGGUGUUACUCUUUCAUGAAGAGAGUUUUGAAACGUUUGAGAAGACCGCUGGCGGCGCUGUGGAGCUAUGCUAGUGAAAAAACAGCAGAAGAAGAAUCACCAAAACACACCAGUCCGCCUGUUUCAGUUCAUUUACAAUGAAGCACAACGAGAAAAAAGAGCAACAUCUCUCCCUCUUCUUAGAGGUUUGUUCCCAGAACGAGGAACUGCGUCUCCCCCUGCACACGUCCAUAGUUAUGUUUCUCCUAUCAUACUGCGAGUGCAAGUCCUUCAAAGUGUUCAUGGUUUACACCAGUAGCUGCUCGGACGCUUUCAGGAGCCAGCUCCCAGUGCCUGUUGGUGUCAGCUGGGUCCAGCUGGAGGAUCUGCCCCAGCUGGUGAGGAGCUGCCGUCUCCCGGCAGCGGUGGAUGAGAGCGGGCGCCUGUGCAGGGCAGGACUAGCCGUGGUGCUCAGGCACAUUAUCAUCAAAACCACUGAGGAAGACCCUUCCAGGAAGGAUGUUCUGGAGCUGCUGGGUUUCAAAAAAACCUGCUUGAAGGCCUGUGCGGAGGUGAGCAAGUGGACCAGGCUGUGUGAAAUUGGUAUCCCCUCUGCUGUCGAGGAACAUCUCCUAAAUCCCACAAACCAGGUGAACCGACUGCCUCCUUCCAUCCUCACCCUGGAGCAGCGGCUGGCCGAACCAGUCAAAGUCCACAACGAUGACAAAAUACGGAGACAGAAACUACAGGAGCAGAGGCUGAGAGAAAACGAGGAGAAGCAGAUUUGUGAAGCCUCUCUGGGGCCGUCGUCUCAGACCUCUGAUGGUCUUGAGCUCAGGGCGGCCCUGGCCAAACUUUCUGUGGAUUCAGCUCCAGCUGCGGCCACUAGAGGGAGCUCUGAGAUCAGAAAAGUCAAGACCACAGCUUUGCCUCCACUAGAGCACGUGUUUGCUGAGGGACUCUACUUCACUCUGACUGAUGUGGUGCUGCUGCCGUGCAUUCAUCAGUAUCUGUGUUCCCUCCAAUCUCACGCUGCCAGAACUCUGCAUCAGCUGCCCCGUCUGCUGCGUUGGUACAGCCGCGUUCGGGAGGUACCUGGUGUCCUUAAGGCAGCCAAGGACUGUGGGAUGAUUCUAACCGUCCCCCAAGUCCCCACAUCCAGCCUUCAGGAGACAUCAGGACCGGACAGCCCAGUGAGUCUGUUGCAACAAGAGGAGGAUGAGGAGACAACGCCACAACUUGCUUUCGUUGGUGGACCUCGACCAACAAUGACUAAACUAAAAGAAAAUGGAAUUGAGGCCAUCUUCACUCUUCAUCCCUGCCCUUCCUGGACCCUCCCCUGGGACAGCUUACCCAAAGCGAUCAACCCCACAGAAGGGAAAAUGUCAAAUAUCCGUUCUACCAGGAAGAUGCAACAGCUAAAUAACUUGGUUGCCAUGGUCUCCAAGCUAGCCAGUCCAGGAUGCACGGUUGUGGAUUUCUGCAGUGGAACGGGUCAUGUGGGGAUUGUUCUGGCUCACACACUUCCAGAUUGCCAGAUCAUUCUAAUAGAGAACAAAGAGGAGUCCUUGGUGAGGGCCCAGCGUCGAAGCACUGAGCUCGGACUGAAAAACAUUAGCUUCUUUCAGGCUAACUUGGAUUACUUCACUGGACUGUUCCACAUUGGGGUGGCCCUCCAUGCAUGUGGCGUUGCAACAGACAUGGUGCUGGGACGCUGCAUCCAGGCAAGGGCCGCCUUUGUCAUUAGUCCUUGUUGCUACGGCUUCAUCCAGAACGCCGUCAAGUUCACCUUCCCCAAGAGCAAAAGGUUCCAGGAGACUCUUACACACAAGGAGCACAUGAUUCUCUGCCGUUUUGCCGACCAAACUGCCGUCCAGCUCCCACCUGAGAGACGCCUCAUUGGUAAACAUUGCAUGGGCCUGGUAGACUUGGAUCGAUCGUGGGCAGCAGAGGCUCAUGGGUACACGGUGCAAGUGAUGACUAUGGAGCCCGAGAGCUGUUCAACAAAGAACAACAUGCUGGUGGGAAGGCCACCGCAGGGAAUAGCACAGGAAAUCAGAAGCAGCCAGCUGGAAACGUUGGUGCAUAAUCGGAGCUGUGAGUGUCCAGCUGAAUGUCUCCAGGAUAAUCAGAGUUAGCUGAAGUAGCCAAGCAUCUGUCUCCUGUUGCUUCAUCAUCACUAGCUUUUUUAUUUUUACCUCUUUGUACCUGUUUGUAUAAGAAAUGGCUCAGAAAAUGGUUAAAAAAAUGUCUUUAAUUAUUUUCAUGAUAAACUAAAAGUAUGGGAUUUCUUUCUUUUAAUAAACAUGAGUAGAAGAA